Notolabrus celidotus (New Zealand spotty) is the source of this 1691-nucleotide messenger RNA. RefSeq names its product 14-3-3-like protein. NCBI's taxonomy places the organism in Eukaryota, Metazoa, Chordata, Actinopteri, Labriformes, Labridae. Gene Ontology annotation, cellular component: cytoplasm. Gene Ontology annotation, biological process: signal transduction. The transcript has 6 exons. The coding region runs from base 143 to 886 and encodes 247 amino acids. The record is from RefSeq and is a predicted model, not a curated record.
CGUCAGCCCCCCCUCCCCCCCGGCCUGGUGUGAUUGGAUUGGAGGGAAGCUCCGGGUUCGGUAUUCACACAGAGGGACUGAGAGAAUCAGCUGUAGCUCGGUACUUCUACAUCACUGCUAUCUACCACUUCAGUGAGCAGCCAUGAGCGAGGCACCCCAGAAAGAACUUGUCCAGAGGGCCAAACUGGCCGAGCAGGCGGAGCGCUACGACGACAUGGCCGCUGUGAUGAAGAAGGUGACGGAGGAGAGCGAUCAGCUGUCAAACGAGGAGCGUAACCUGCUGUCGGUGGCCUAUAAGAACGUAGUGGGCGCCCGCCGCUCCUCAUGGCGCGUGGUGUCCAGCAUCGAGCAGAAGGCCGAUAGCAGUGAAAGGAAGCAGGCCAUGGUGAAAGAGUACCGGGAAAAGAUCGAGAAGGAGCUGAACGACAUCUGUAAGGAUGUGCUGGAUCUGCUGGACGGCCAUCUCAUCCCUAAAGCCACUGCAGCUGAAAGUAAAGUCUUUUAUCUGAAAAUGAAAGGAGAUUACUACCGCUAUUUGGCUGAGGUGGCUAGCGAUGAACUUAAGCCAGACAUCAUCAAUAAUUCGAAGACGUCCUACGAAGGAGCCUUUGAAAUCAGCAAAUCAGAAAUGCAGGCCACACACCCAAUCCGUCUUGGUCUCGCUCUGAACUUUUCAGUUUUCCACUACGAGAUACUCAACUCUCCUGAAGCUGCAUGCAGUCUUGCCAAAUGUGCUUUCGAUGAUGCCAUUGCAGAGCUCGACACACUGAGUGAAGAUUCGUACAAAGACAGUACACUAAUCAUGCAGCUGCUGAGAGACAACUUGACACUGUGGACCUCUGACAACCAGUGCGAGGCAGAGGAUACAGAGGAGCCCAGAGAUUGAGCCAGACCUCAGCCAUCCCUGUCUACCUGCCAUCACUCCAGCUCAUCUUUAUCUUGAUCAUUAACAAUGAGACCACUUCAUAAUUCAUUACUGUCAUCCAAGUCUCUCCAUCUUUUUUCUAUUAAAACUCAACACUCACCUCACUCCUAUAGGUUUACUAUUCCAUCUUUUGUAGUAACAAUAGGUAAAGGGGGUGGGGAGGGGGUUAGGUGGGUGGGGUGUUAGGGAAGAUUGGCUCCUCGGCAAUUCAGAGGCAGUAGCUGUUUUGGCCUGUACUUUAAAAGCGGAAAGACCGCAACGGCAAAGACGAAAGGUGUGACGAGGACUGCUGGAGAUGAAAGGCAAGGUUUUGUUGGAACACAAGGGUUACAUUCCAUGUACUGUCAGUUGCUCAACUUUUUACUCUUAUUUUCUUGUGUCUUUUUGGGUGACCUGCUGUUUUUAUUUCUAUGUUUGACUUACGAGGUAUAGAUAACUGAAGAACAGAAGAGCACACGAGCUUGGUAUUGUUGAUGUUUUUAUAAGCACAGCAGUAAAAACAAGUGCUUAUCUAUUUACUGCUUUCUCAAACUAAGAUUUUUAUCUUCUUUUUUUUUUUUGUAUUUUAUUCUUAUUUUCCUUUCAAUACUUGCCUAAACUGCAUGUGGGUAGGACUAGUUUGUGUGGAUGUAAGGGAGGUUGUUGGGCUGGCUAGCCUUGUUCAUGUCUUUGGAAUUAAAAAAAAAAACACCCAAGCAUAACUGUUAUUUGGGGGGAGAUAUGUAAUUUGAUGCAAGAGAAAUAAAAAAUAAUUUAAAACUUUAAA